Messenger RNA from Patiria miniata (bat star), 1881 nucleotides. RefSeq lists its product as uncharacterized. The transcript is spliced from 6 exons. Lineage: Eukaryota; Metazoa; Echinodermata; Asteroidea; Valvatida; Asterinidae. The record is from RefSeq and is a predicted model, not a curated record. Gene Ontology annotation, molecular function: carboxy-lyase activity; DNA-binding transcription factor activity. Gene Ontology annotation, biological process: allantoin metabolic process. Bases 99 to 1769 code for a protein of 556 amino acids.
UGUAAUGUUUUAGUGUCUGCUCAUGCUGGUUCAGAAUUCCAACUUCAAAGACAUUAAUUAAUUAAAGAUAAUGACUUGUUUGUAAAGAUUAAUUUGAGAUGAUGUCGUCAACAUCUGACAACAACAUGCAGCAAGUUGCAGCACACAUUGCGCAUGAGUUGAUCGAGAUGAAAUCACACUCAUCAACAGCUGAAUAUUUGAAGGAAUCGUCGGCAGCUCAAGCUGAAAUUCUCCAACUUCAAGUUCAAGACAACCAAAAGCCGGACGUCAUUCAACUUGUUGGAGAUUACACAGCUCCUGCAAUGCAUGCGCUCCAAGACAUCAUCGGUUGCAACUCCAAAACAUUCUUCCAGGCCCCUUGCACUGUAGAGUUGAAUCAGGGACACUUUAGUCAAAUUCCUCCUCCUGGUUUACAGGAGGCGAGGGAUCUCCAUAGUAACAGUUGCCAUGGCAACCAAGACGAUGCCUCUGGUACCUCGAACAUCUCACAGGUGUUUGUGAUCGAAGGCCCUGCACCACACUCUUUGGGUGAAAGUUUACAGGAAGAUCAACAAGAUUGUCGGCAACAAACUCCUGAUAUCGUGUCUUCUCCAGAAACUCAAACGAUGGGAGGUCAUUCUCAGACAGGGGUGAUGGAAAACAGUGCAUUAGAAGAAGUUCCAGCCGUUUUCUAUGUUGAGACACUCCAUGACGCAAAUGACGCUCUUCGUAAUUUUGAAAAACAAACUGGAACCAAGUAUAGUGCUUAUAAAAGCACUGCAGGAUUUGGAAAUACUGUUUAUCAGCCCGACAGACCCCACAAGAUCUACUUUGAAGAGAGGUCGACAGAUCUUUCUGGUUUAGGGAUUCCUUAUGAUGGCAUUCCGUUUAUCAAUAUCGGCAAGAAAGUUAUGGAUUGUCAGUAUGGGAUGGAUAGAUGCCGAGCAGCCAAGAAAAAAUACAUGGAACGCCAACUAAAGGAUGUUUCGAGACAGAGGCGACCACUGGCUCAAGAACGAACAAAGAAAAUCCAAUGCCGAGCCCAGAUUCGGAUGAAGGAAAUCUUGAAAUAUCCCGACUUUAAGGUUCCACUUGAUUCGAAUUCCAGGAAGGACAAGGUUCGAUUAUCCAAAGAACUUCGUGACGCGCUCAAGAAUGGAGACGCAAAGGGUGAAAAAAGGAUCUAUAUCAAGUUGCCGUGUCUGUCUGACCAUACUGGACAUUCACUUGGAGAGGCGGUUAAAGAGGUAAAGCCUUGUUUAUCUGGAAAACAAGCAGUGAAGGAAUUGAACACGUUAUCAUGGGAUGCGUUCAUUCAACGGUUCGGCAAUGUCGUUGAGCGAGGGGCGGUUGUAGCAUCAGCAGCAUGGUCCAAGCGCCCGUUUGCGAAUAUCAAAGCCCUACAUGCUGCAUUCUGUGAAUUUAUGGAUUCUCUGUCUCAGUCAGGUAAAGAAGCCAUUUUUCGAUGCUACCCAAAUCUUCAAAUUGCCUCUUCGGCCCAUCAAACCCUCUCAAACAACUCCUCCAGUGAAUUCCAACUCACCAAACUAGAUAUUUACAGUCCCGAAGAAAGUGCCUUACUUGUGCAGUUAAACACCAAGUAUCGAGACAAUUUCCACUUUUCUUACAUCGUCUGCGGACGAGAAACGACUCAGGAGGAGGUGUUGGCUGAUCUCCAUGCCAGAACUCAGAACUCACGAGACGCUGAGAUACUCAGAGCAUUGCAGGAAGUGAAGAAAAUCGCCUGGUAUCGGAUUCUGGAACGAGUCCGAACCGUCACACCUACCUGAGUUGGAUCUACAGGGUGACUCAAAAAAAUGCAACCCUAAAACAUUUGCCUUCAAAAAAGAUCGAUGGAUUUUUAUUUUUGGGGUAUCAGAUUAUAGCUGAGAGUUUUUUUUU